GAUCCCCCUUGACUAUGGUCUGAGACACUAAGGAGGCCCAUCCUGUAGUUAAAGGAGCAUUUGCCUAUGUAUCUGUGAGCUCAGGACUCAUGUCUACCUGGGUCAGGCUUCUAGAAAAGUAGCAGUAGGAAUAAGCCUGAAUGAGUAGGAAGAGACUGAAUCCCAAGACUUGCUCAAUUCAGAUGCCAAGCCAUGUUCUAAGGGGGGCUGGAAGGAGGAUUGUCAAUGUGAAGGCCUUUUAUUGAAAGAGAAGUAAUCACACCAAAAAAGUCACUACCCUUUGACUAAUUCCCAUGUCUCACCAUUUUGCUUUUAAGCUGUUGUCUGAUGUCUUUUCAUCCUUAAAAUUUUUGAAAAGAUGCCCCCACUUUUGAGAAUGAACUACUGUUGCCCCUACAUAAAUAUACCAAGUAGGCUUUCAUCUGUUAUAACAGCUCUGUGCCUGUUCAACGCAAAGAACCACCUUAGAAAGCCUCAGUAAGUCCUGCUUAGGUAUGGAGGGCGAGGCCUUAGGCCAGCGGAACCUUAAAAGACGGACUGAGGCGGAAGGGAGGCUGGACAGAAGGCAGACUUCCCAAACUACGCCAGGUGCAAGACUUCCGCCCCGCAGAGACCUUGCCUCCACCCCCACCCUCCCCGUCAGCCCAGCUUUGGCUCCGCGCAGUCUCCUGGAAUGAUUUGCCGUCUCUAUGGCAACCCGGUAGCUGGCGUCUGAAGAUGGAGACCACUGAGUCUACCGAGGGAUCACAGUCGCGAUCUUUAGAGGUACAGCCCAGCUCCGAAGGACUAGGGUCUAUUUCGGAUCCCUUUCCUUCUUGGGAUGGCUGUCAUAGGUCAGCCCUGGAAGCUGCAACCGCAGAAGCUUCAGCAGCUGCUGCAGCCACUGCAGCCGCCUCCACUACCAAAGCAGCUGCAUUAUCUACAAAGACCCCAGCGCCCUACUCUGAACGGAGCCUUCUCAUGGAGCCCUCCUCUGAAAGUCUUCUUGGGGAGCGCUACACUGGACCCAGAUUUACCCACAAGAUAGGCCAUGGGAGACUUGGCUUUGAGCCUGUCUCUGUUUCCCAUAUUGCUUGGAAUCCCUAUACUGCAAAUGACCUUAGUUCUAGCCGUGGUCCUGUUCCUGGCUCCAGCUCUGGCGCUGUUCCUGGCUCCAGCUCUGGCCCUGUCCCUGGCUCCAGCUCUAGCCCUGGUCUUGGCUUCAGCUGUGACCCUGUUCCUGGCUCCAGUUCUGGUCCUGGCAGUGGCUCUGGUCAAGGUCCUGGCGACGGCUCUGGUCAAGGCACUGGUCCUGGUCCUGCUGCUGAUUCUAGGCAUAGGCCAGGCUCUGGCCAGGGCCCUGGUUUCAGCUCCUCUGCUCCUCCAGGCUUCAGAAAACCCAGGGCAGAUCUGCUCCCUAAUUAUGCCUCCUGGAGUCACCACAGCCACUGGGAGCCUCAGAAACAACCCUGGAAAUUUUUGCAGGUCUCCGAACCUGGUGCCCAAGGGCUGUGGAAGCCCCCUGAGGUUGAAGGGACAAGUAAGGUUCUCAAUGAAACACUGCCACGGGGCCAGUGCCUUCUCUACAACUGGGAGGAGGAGAGAGCCACCAACCACCUGGAUCAAGUCCCAAGCAUGCAGGAUGGCUCUGAGAGUUCCUUUUUCCGACACGGACACCGGGGACUGCUGACCCUGGAGCCACAGUCACCCAUGUGCUCCAACACCACCCAGAAAGACUCAUACCAGCCCCCAGGAAACCACUCUCAGCCAAUUCGAGGGAAGCGUGAAGCCAUGCUGGAGAUGUUCUUGCACCACCAGAUCUGUAAAGAGGUGCAGGCAGAGCAGGAACCCACAAGGAAGGACUCUGAGGUCGAGUCUGUGACACACCAUGACUAUGGAAAGGAGCUGGUGCAAUCAGGGCCUCCUGCCCCAACAAAGCCUCACGACUACCGUAAGGAACAGCCUGAAACCUUCUGGCUCCAGAGGGCACCACAGCUACAGGGUGUCAGUAACAUCAGGACUCUGGACACGCCAUUCCGGAAGAACUGCAGCUUCUCAACACCAGUGCCUUUGUCUCUAGGGCAGCCCUUGCCCUAUGAACCCGAGAAUUAUUCCCACCAAUUGGGAAAAAUAUCUUCCUUUGGCCGUCAGGGAGGAGGGCAGGUGGAGGGAGGAGUAGAACUACUCCUGUCUGAGGGUCGAGGAGGGAAGUAGAUGUGGAAUAUGGAAUCUCCUUCUGUCUGUACUGAAGAGAUGGGGAGGAAGUGAAUUCGGUCUGUGCUUGGUGAAGGGGCUCUUUACAUAAAAAGGGUUCUCUCUCAU
Molecule: messenger RNA, 2301 nt
Organism: Kogia breviceps (pygmy sperm whale)
Lineage: Eukaryota; Metazoa; Chordata; Mammalia; Artiodactyla; Physeteridae
Source: RefSeq, a predicted model, not a curated record